Messenger RNA from Trichoderma virens Gv29-8, 918 nucleotides. RefSeq lists its product as uncharacterized. Lineage: Eukaryota; Fungi; Ascomycota; Sordariomycetes; Hypocreales; Hypocreaceae. The transcript is spliced from 2 exons. The coding region runs from base 1 to 918 and encodes 305 amino acids. The record is from RefSeq and is a predicted model, not a curated record.
AUGGAUUUCGCUCUGGAGCCUUAUGAGGAGGCCGCUUCCUCCUCGUGGUUGAUAUGCAACACCUGUGGCACGCAGUUUCCCACUGCUGAUCGCUCCGCUGUCAAGACGUGCUAUGUCUGUGACGAUCCUCGCCAGUAUGUCCCCCCCACGGGCCAGUCUUUCACUACCAUGGCCGAUAUUCGCGCCUCGGGACAUGUGAAUGAGUUUGAUGCCUAUAAGCAUGACGAUCGUGUCACCUCCAUUCACACGGUGCCGCGCUUCGCUAUUGGGCAGCGGGCCAUCCUGAUCCGCACUCCACACGGCAACAUCCUGUGGGACUGUAUCACGUAUUUAGACGCAGAGACGAUUGAUAAGAUCAACAAGCUUGGGGGACUCAAGGCCAUCGUCAUCAGCCAUCCUCACUUCUACAGCUCGCACAUCCAGUGGGCGAGAGCGUUCCAAUGCCCCGUGUAUACUUCAUCUGAAGACCUGCGCUGGACAACCACCCCAUCCGCCCACCGCAAGCCUCUCACUGAAAUCGAGACGGACAUUCUGCCUGGGGUCAAAGCUAUCAAGCUGGGCGGGCAUUUCCCCGGAUCCUCGGUGGUGCUAUUUGACGGGCGGCUCUUCACUGCAGACACGCUCAUGGCGACGCCAGCAGGCAUCGGGAAGUGGGAUGUAGACGCCCUGGGAGGCAAGCGGGAGAAGCCGCCUGGGCUGAACUCGUUUUCAUUCCUCUGGAGUUUCCCGAAUAGUAUCCCCCUGCCCGCGGAUGAGAUACACAGAAUGUGGGGGAUUCUAAAGGCAUACAAUUUCAGGUCAACGCAUGGCAUAUUGGUAGGAAUGGAUAUUGAGGAUGAAAAGAUAAAGGACAGGGUGUUGGAGAGUAUGAAAAUCCAGACAAGGGCCAUGGGCAAUGGGUAUGAUCGUCUGAUUUAG